CAGUCUUCAUGAGUGCCUCAUUUGAGAAAUAAUGAACUUCUGGAGUGAACUGAUAUUUGUAAUGUCCGUGGAAGGACAGGACAUUCCAGUUGAUGUCUUCUCUACUGCACCUAUUGAGAAACAGAAUCACGCUGCAAGAAUUAUACAGAGGUGCUGGAAGAGCUUUAUUGAUAUGCGUAUAUUUCAAUACUACAAAGAGCUAAUCAGCUUUAAAGGAACAGGGGAUCCUCAUCUUCUGAUGAAGUGCAUUGACCCUCGGGAGGCAGAGUUGCUAGAUGUUGCAGCGGGUGCUUUCAUCAAAUUCAGACUAGGUGGCGCUAAUUUUCCUCCAAAUAUUUACUAUAAAAUAUUCACUCAUAGACCUGUUGUGGACAUGUGUGCCAACAGCCCUAAAGACUAUACAAAACCAAACCCCAAGCAGCUGCUGCAAGAAAGGAUUCUUGGUAAGAUCUGGAAAGAUGAUGGCAGUGGCUGGUACAAACGUAUAGAGAACAACGGUUGGAGACUUCUUUCCAUGAGAUUUUGGAGGGCUAUAGAUCCUGUAACAGAUGAGGGAAACAAAAAGGCAGAGCAGUUUCAUUACUCUAAAAUGAAGAGGAAACAAGAAAUUGAGAAAAAGCGAAAAAAGAGAAAAAUUGAAUGGAUGAAAAAAAUGUAUUAUGCAGGAAGUUUGUGGGUCACAACAGAAGAUCCUACUACUGCGAUCUUAAUUCAAAGGGCUGCAGAGGGCUUAGUUGACACUGUUGAGAAAGAAGGAUCAAAAAAGGUAAUGGAUUGGGAAGUGGAUGAAAUACUGAGAUGGACAAAUGCACUCAACUAUGAGGAAUACAUAAGCCAAUGGAAUAAAACUGCAACAAGCAACUCUUCAGCUAACUGCCAAGGCUUCCAGUUUGUUACAUCACAACAUGAUAUAUAUGAAUUGUCCCAGAUUCCGCACCAUAACUUAAAAAGAAUAGCAAGUCUUAGUCCCUUACCUAUAAGAGAAGUGGAUUUCACAUCACGACCAACUGUAACACCAGUAAAUACACCUUUGCUUUGAGGAAGAAAUUUCUCCAAUGGAUACAAAUUCUAAAUGUCUGAAAUUUGUAUGGAGUGCUUCUGGAUAAAGUUUCCAAAGCCAUCAUUCUCUCUGCAGUAGCUACAGAGACCUGAGCAACACCUACAACUAAAUGCUUUGUCCUCCGAUUAAAAAUUUAUCUCUAUGGGAAGUCUGAAGAAUUUUCUGUCACAGAUGCAGGUAGUUUUGGGGAAGACUAUGUGGAAGUGAAGCUGUUUUUCCUAUGGAGUUCCAAAACCUUUUGUGAAAAAUCUGACAGAUCCUUA
Messenger RNA from Struthio camelus australis, 1323 nucleotides. RefSeq names its product chromosome 1 C11orf65 homolog (gene C1H11orf65). NCBI's taxonomy places the organism in Eukaryota, Metazoa, Chordata, Aves, Struthioniformes, Struthionidae. The record is from RefSeq and is a predicted model, not a curated record.